AUGAUUCUCGCCGACGAAAUGGGUCUGGGCAAAACUUGUCAAGCAAUAACGUUUCUGGACAAAUUGUUCAGUGCCGGCAGAAAGUUCCUGAUUCUCGCUCCUCUAUCGGUUCAGUACCACUGGAAACAAGAGUUUGUUAACAGCCUGAUGCACCUAGACCGCCUGGCUGUUGAUUUGACCGACACUGAGGGACGUCAAGGCAUGACUGGUGCUUAUGAUGCAGCAGAUUUCGACACGGAAGAUUUCAGAAUCUUGGGCUAUUAUCGAGAUUAG
Messenger RNA from Soboliphyme baturini, 273 nucleotides. The record is from the annotation of a GenBank genome assembly. Lineage: Eukaryota; Metazoa; Nematoda; Enoplea; Dioctophymatida; Soboliphymatidae.